UGGCGGUGCGCGGCGCGGUGCAUUGUGGGCCGCGCGACAGCGUUAAUGGCGGCGUCCGGGUCCCGAACGGCGGGUUGGGGUCGGUGGUUUUGUACCGCUGCUCCGCCUCGGCCGUGGCGGCUCUUCGGGGCGAUGUGUCUGCUGCGGUUGCCCCGUAUCACGCAGACCCUCGAGAAGGAGGAGGAAGAGAUGGCGGCCCUCAUGGGGCAGAUAGAGCUGGAGAAAAGCCACUAUUCAGAUCAUGAAAUUCGCAGGUUGGAGGAGGAGGAGCAGCUCAGGAGGAGGAAGGAAAGCAUGUAUGAUGAUGAUGAUGAAGCACCUGGCAAAACAGUCAUCAUGGCUCAAGACCUGGAGGACAAGUGGGAACAGAAGUUACUGCAGUUCAAAGCUGCUCCACGGAUAACAGAUGCUGAUAAAAACAACAAUCGAGCGUCGUUGAACAGGAAGCUGGACAGUAACCUGAUGCUUUUGGUGAAACAAAAACUCGGUAACCAGGAGCUGUGGCUCCUGCCUCAAGUGGAAUGGCAGCCUGGAGAGACACUGCGAAGCACAGCUGAGCGAGCUAUGGCUACGUUUUUGGGAGAUCACAUUCAAGCCAAAAUCCUGGGGAAUGCGCCAUAUGGGAUUUACAAGUAUAAAUUCCCCAGGGCCAUCAGGACUGAGGAUAACGUGGGAGCCAAAGUAUUCUUCUUCAAAGCCUUCCUCCAAAGCAGUGAUUUCUCCCAGGCAGAGCUGAAGGAAGAUUAUCUGUGGGUCACAAAGGACGAGCUGGGAGAUUACUUGAAGUCAGAAUACCUGAAAAAAGUCAAUCGAUUCCUUCUGGACUUGUAAGUGAUAGGUUGUGCUCCAGCAGAUGGGGAAGAUGUGGGAUGUGACUCCAGGGAGGAGCACAGCUGCUGCUUUGCAUGGUCUGUGUGUAUGAGAUGUUAGCUUGGGCUCUGGAGGAUAAUUUGCCUUUGCCUUAUUUCCCAGUUCUCUUCACCAGCCCUGUACUGAAUAAAUAUUAAAACUUA
This is a messenger RNA of Harpia harpyja (harpy eagle), 1013 nucleotides long. It is a transcript of the gene MRPL46, whose product is annotated as mitochondrial ribosomal protein L46. Lineage: Eukaryota; Metazoa; Chordata; Aves; Accipitriformes; Accipitridae. The record is from RefSeq and is a predicted model, not a curated record. The transcript is spliced from 4 exons. Bases 46 to 831 code for a protein of 261 amino acids. Gene Ontology annotation, cellular component: mitochondrial large ribosomal subunit. Gene Ontology annotation, molecular function: structural constituent of ribosome.